AUGUCAGAGGAUAGCUUCAAGAUUAAUAAGACAUUAUCGUCUGAUAAACUAGAUGAAGAGGUCGAGUUUACUGUUCAAAAGAGCCCGUCCACUGAUAUAUGUUAUGAAGUAACAUUUUCCAUGGAUGGGGAUCCAGAUCCAGAGGAUAUUGCGAGAAGGCUAUCAAUUGUAAGAAAAUAUUAUAUAUCUAUAUUGAUUACAAUCACCUCUAUGGUUAUCACUAUUAUUUCAUCAUGCUGGUCCCUUAUUUCACCUCAGAUUAUGGAACAUUUCCACAUCUCUCAUGAAGUUAGUGUGUUGGGGAUCUCAUUUUAUAUCUUUGGUCUUGGUGUAGGUCCAUUAAUUUUAUCACCAUUAAGUGAACUUUAUGGUCGUAGGUUAACCUUCAUUUUCUCCCUGGCUCUAAGUAUAAUAUGGCAAUGUCUAACUACAUGGUCAAAAACCAUUGAAGGUGUUAUGUUUGGUAGAUUUCUUUCUGGUUUCUUUGGUUCUUCAUUCUUGAGUGUAGCAGGUGGGUCCAUAUCAGAUAUAUUUGAAAAGAAAGAUAUUGGUAUUCCAAUGGCCAUAUUCACCACAUCACCCAUGCUAGGUCCUUCAAUUGGUCCAAUUAUUGGUGGUGCUCUACAUAAGGAUAGUUAUAAAUGGACAUUCAUCGUUUUAUUAAUUGCAUCUGGUGUCUGUUUAGUUUUGAUUACACUCACUGUACCAGAAACUUACAAACCAAUGUUACUUAUUCGAAAGGCAAAAAGGUUAAGACAAGAAACUGGAGAUGAUAAAUACUAUGCCCCAUUGGAGAUUACAAGGAAGGAGACAAAAUUAACUUCAGCUAUCAUUUUAUCAGCAAGAAGACCAUUCGGACUACUGGUGAGAGACCCAAUGAUGGCAGUAUUAACCUUUUAUACAGGUUUAGUUCUUGCCAUUGUAUACUUAUUCUUCGUUGCAUUCCCAUAUAUUUUUGAAACUGUUUUCAAAUUCACAGUUAUGGAAGUUGCCUGUGCAUACAUUGGUAUGUUGUCAGGUAUCUUAUUAGUUUCACCAACAGCAUUAAUCAUUCAAAAACGGUAUGCUAAAAAGGUUGAAAAUAACAAUGGUGUAAGCACACCUGAAAUGAGAUUUGAAGCAUUAUUUUAUGGUGCAUUUUUAACACCAAUUGGUCUGAUGAUUUUUGCAUGGACCUGUUAUCCACAAGUUCAUUGGAUAGGACCAGUCAUAGGUAGUGGGAUAUUUGGAUCUGGUGUAUUUUUUGUAUUUACAGGUGUCUUUAGUUAUACAGUUGAUGCAUAUAGGAAAUAUGCAGCAUCUGCAAUGGCUUGCAACUCGUUUGUAAGAAGUACAAUGAGUGCGGUUUUCCCAUUGUUUGGAUUACAAAUGUAUAAAGGAAUGGGAAUAAAUUGGGCAGGUUUCUUUAUCGCCAUGUUAGCAACAAUUAUGGUUCCUGUACCUUUCUUAUUCACUAAAUAUGGGCCGACUCUAAGAUCUAAAUCACCGUAUGCAUGGGCAGAUUAA
Vanderwaltozyma polyspora DSM 70294 is the source of this 1506-nucleotide messenger RNA. RefSeq names its product Yhk8p (gene YHK8). Gene Ontology annotation, cellular component: membrane. The record is from RefSeq and is a predicted model, not a curated record. Gene Ontology annotation, biological process: transmembrane transport. Gene Ontology annotation, molecular function: transmembrane transporter activity. Bases 1 to 1506 code for a protein of 501 amino acids. NCBI's taxonomy places the organism in Eukaryota, Fungi, Ascomycota, Saccharomycetes, Saccharomycetales, Saccharomycetaceae. The transcript has a single exon.